CGUGAGAUUGAAUGACAUGAAAAAGGAGAGAGGCCUGCGUCAGUUGUUCUGUUAAGAAUUAUGAUUUUUGGGUGAGUCGACUGUGAGCUUGUGAUUCCAACAUGGAUGUGAAGAAGGAUGCAGGAGGAGGAGGCGUGCCAUGGUCGUCUACGGGAGUCCCCUCUGCUGCCUCCAGCUCUGGCUGCCUCAAGUGUGUUCUCAUAACCUGCCUCUUCAUCUUCCUUAUUGUAGGUAUCUGCGUAGGCCUUGUCAUAGCAUACUUGAUCCAGGAGCCACAUUAUUUUAUGGAGACGGUUGAGCUGAAAGGACUGAAGUACAAUUCUUCACUGCAGGAUCAGAACUCGGGUUUCUCAAUAAUCCUUUCCUCAGCUUUAGUGUCCAAGGUUAAAAACAUCUUCACUGCCUCAUCUAUAUCCCAUCACUAUGAUGACUGCAGCAUUAUUGCCUAUGGCGACAUUAAUGGUGAUGUGGUGGCAACAUUGAGAUUGGUAUUCAAGGUUUCCAAAAUCCAGCAGUAUUCAGAUAACUUUGUCCAGGACCUGCUGAGAGCAGGGCUCAGCUCUGUAAUGCACGGGAAACCCCUGGAGGUGCCAGGGUUUGGACAGAUCAAUGCUAUCCUCCUGUUAGGAGCCAGUGGGAAGUCAUUUUAUGUCAUUGGAGAUGAGAUGAUAGCUCGGUGUCCUGACAAUGCGUUCAGCUGUGACAAUGGAGAAUGUGUCACUAAAUUAAAUCCAGAGUGUGACUUCAUCCCUGACUGUGCAGAUAAAUCUGAUGAAGCUAAUUGUGCCUGCGGUUCCCGCCCAGCCAUGGGGGGUCGGGUGGUGGGGGGUGUGGAUGCCCGGACAGGCGAGCUGCCGUGGCAGGUCAGUCUGAGGUUUCAUGGACACCACACGUGUGGAGCCUCUAUCAUCAAUGGACGCUGGCUGGUCAGUGCAGCACACUGCUUUGAGAGCGUAAAUGAUCCCAGUGAGUGGGGGGCCCUGGUUGGGGCCACCCAGGUGAAGGGGAGAGAGUCAGAGUCCAGAACUGUUAACAUCAAGUCCAUAAUUCUGUCUCCACACUACAACCCCGUGACCAACGACAAUGACGUGUCUUUGCUGGAGCUGGAGACCCCUCUCACGUUCAACUCCUACAUCCAGCCUAUCUGCAUUCCCUCCUCUUCUCACAUCUUUGCCGCUGGUCAGAGCUGCGUGGUGUCCGGGUGGGGGGCACUACAGCAGUAUAGUGUUGCCGUGCCAUCCACCCUGCAGAAAGCAGUGGUGAAAAUCAUAGACUCCAAAGAGUGCAACAAAUCGUCCGUUUACAGAGGUGCUGUAACUCACAACAUGAUGUGUGCUGGAUUCCUGCAGGGCAACGUGGACUCGUGUCAGGGUGACUCUGGAGGACCUUUGACAUGUGAAGGAGCCCCAGGGAAGUUCUUCUUGGCUGGGGUGGUGAGCUGGGGUGUGGGAUGCGCUCAGAUCAACAGGCCUGGAGUUUAUUCCCGCCUCACCAGGCUCCGAAACUGGAUUCUGAAGCACACAAAUCCCAGCUUGGUCCAUGAGGAUACCCAGUAUGUUCCCACCAUACCAGUUCCAGUGACAGAAGGGGCCGCCGGUAAUCUGCCAGUGUCCAGGAGUGUGUUGUCUGUACAAGCAUCACCUGCCAAGAACUGCAGUGGGAACUUCCAGUGCAGCUCCACAGUCUGCAUCAGCAAAGUCAACCCUGAGUGUGACAAGGUCCCCGACUGCCCCAAUGAAGUCGAUGAAAGAAACUGUGACUGCGGUGUGCGUCCUGCACUGGGCUCCCAUAAGAUUGUAGGAGGAGUGACGGCUCGCAGGGGAGAGUGGCCUUGGAUUGGCAGCCUCCAGUACCAAAGACUUCACCGCUGUGGUGCCACGCUGAUUCACAACAAGUGGAUACUGACUGCAGCACACUGCUUCAAAGGUGACCCCAAUCCCUCUAACUGGGCUGUCAGCCUGGGAUCUGUGCUGCGAUCUGGAGUAGCUGCCCUGGUCAUCCCUAUACAGAGAGUGAUCAUCCACCCAGCUUUCAACGGCACCAACAUGGACUAUGAUGUGGCUCUGUUGGAGCUGGCAGCCCCGGCCACCUCGUCCAACACCAUCCAGUCUGCGUGUCUGCCCUCGCCAGUGCACCGCUUCCUGCAGAGCACAGAGUGCUACAUCGCAGGAUGGGGCUCAGUCCGGGAAGGAGGUUCGUUGACCAACCUGUUGCAGAAAGCUUCAGUGAGCAUCAUUGACCAAGAGCAUUGCCAGCAGUCUUAUGGAAACAUGCUAAGUCCUAACAUGAUGUGUGCUGGAUUCAUGAAGGGAGGCACAGACACCUGUUUGGGAGAUUCUGGAGGCCCGCUGACUUGUCGUCAUGUCUCUGGCCAGUGGUUUGUUGCUGGAGUGACCAGCUGGGGACAUGGAUGUGGCCGAAGUGGUUUUCCAGGGGUUUAUACUCGCGUGACCUCUUUCAGGAAAUGGAUUUCUUCAUACCUACCUUUCUGAAGUGCCUGAGUGGGGGAGGACUGGUCACAGUGACUUUGAACAAUGCAUCUUCUUUACUGUACUGUAAAAGUCAUAUCCAGACAGGUACAUACUCAGUUAACACAGAACUGGCCUGUUGACCAACCAACCAUGGGUGCUGUUUUUAAUACUGUGCAAUUGUCUAUGCAUGGAUCAUUAUUUUUUAACAAGUAUUGAAAUAAACAAUCAAGGGCUGUGGUUAUGGACAUUUAGCCAACAUAUGCAUGACAGAAAGUAUUUAUUACAAUUAUUUAUUUUCCUGACUGGUAAAAAAAAAAAACUGGUAAAGGUCUUUUUUGUAUUUUAUUUUGUGUUUGUUUCAGAAAAUACAUCAAUCAGUCAUAGCAUUAAAACCCCUAACAGGUGAAGUCGUGACAAGCAUUACCUAAUUUACAACAUUCCCUGCUGGGAAUCUUUACACCCGGAUAUUUAUGUGGAUGUCCCUGACAAAUAUCAUCUCCUUCUGUGUUCAUGCCAAAUAGCAGGAGGUGCAUCCUGGCACACCCCAAAAGCCUCUCAGGAAUAUCUUGAAAAAUAUUGUAGUCUUGAUAUGUUGAGCCACCUUUCAAACUGGAAAGAACAGGAAUGUUGAAACAGUUUCAACAGAUCUCACCAAACAUCCCCCAUGACCCAAACAAAUAUGUCACACACCACACAGGACAUCCCCAAAGGUCCAGCACACGUGAACAGGCUCGUCAGAGCUCUCUGACACCGUCAUGCCGGUUGGUUUUUAAUGUUGUGGGUGAUCGGGAUAUAUGGAGCCUUUUAUGGGUACAUUUUGCUGUUUUUGUUGUUUUUUUCCCCGCAUGGUUGCUUGGUAAAAUAAAAAAAAAGAUUAAAUGUAAUAAUUUUCACGAAUGGUAUAUCUUCUUGGGGGAAGUUCAGUGUAAAAAGGUGAUGUCAGAAUCUGCUUUAAGUGAUUCAUCCUUUUACUUGAGAUUUCCAAAUGGAACCUGUGUUUCGUCCCUUUUUUUUUGACAAAUAAAAACAAU
This is a messenger RNA of Cololabis saira (Pacific saury), 3502 nucleotides long. RefSeq names its product transmembrane serine protease 9 (gene tmprss9). Bases 102 to 2492 code for a protein of 796 amino acids. The transcript has 16 exons. The record is from RefSeq and is a predicted model, not a curated record. Gene Ontology annotation, biological process: proteolysis. Lineage: Eukaryota; Metazoa; Chordata; Actinopteri; Beloniformes; Belonidae. Gene Ontology annotation, molecular function: serine-type endopeptidase activity; protein binding.